CGUUUUGAUAAAAAUAAACAAUAAUACAUCAAAUGCUUUAAUGUUUAACUUAUUUCGUUCAACUUGAAGGUGACAAAAUGGCAGCCGCUGUCAAAUUUAGUAAACAUCUCAAAGAAUUGCGCAUACAUUUGUGUCAGAAAUCAGCUGCGAGUCAAGGAGUAAGAGAGUUCAUUGAAACUCAAUAUGUAGCCUUAAAGAAAAGUAACCCAAAGUUUCCCAUCCUGAUCAGAGAAUGCAGCAGCGUACAACCAUCUGUUACUGCAAGAUAUGAGCACGGGAAAGAGGCAAGAGUGCCAUUACAAGGAAAGUCAAGUGCAGAAGUGCUGAGUACAAUACAGUCUCUCAACAAAUCAUAAGACAUUUUAUCGUCCAAAAUAUACUGUUUUAAUAUUGACAAGAGAGUGAAUAUGUGUUGAGAAACCGCUGUUUUUUAUCACUUACACUUGGUGAAUUGAGAAAUGUUUACAUCAGAUUAAUACAUGCAGCCAUUGAUUUUGCUGUCUCUACACUAUGGAGCGUUGUGUACUUUUCAAGAUUCAAAUAAACAUACAGAGUUU
This is a messenger RNA of Dreissena polymorpha, 557 nucleotides long. Its product is annotated as NADH dehydrogenase [ubiquinone] 1 alpha subcomplex subunit 2-like. NCBI's taxonomy places the organism in Eukaryota, Metazoa, Mollusca, Bivalvia, Myida, Dreissenidae. The transcript is spliced from 3 exons. Bases 78 to 356 code for a protein of 92 amino acids. The record is from RefSeq and is a predicted model, not a curated record.